AUGUCCAACCAACAGACGACCCAGCGCAACCCCGUCAAACGCAUGCUCACUGCCAACGCGCAGUGGGCGGAAGACGUAGCAAAGGCGGAGCCAGGCUUUUUUGAACAGUCCGUCAAGGGGCAGAGCCCCCAUACGCUCUGGAUAGGCUGCGCCGACUCUAGAGUUCCCGACUCUGUUAUUACUGGGGCGAGGCCGGGCGAGAUAUUCGUCCACCGAAACAUCGCCAACCAACUUCAUCUCGACGACCACAAUGUCCUCUCAGUGCUGCGAUAUGCCGUUGACUACCUCGGCGUUGAACACGUUGUUAUCGUCGGCCACACCGAGUGCGGAGGCGCCGCUGCGUGUCUGGGAGCCGCUCAAUCGCCGGACCUUUCGCUCGACGGACCCAUUGCUACAGUCACAUCCCUCCCGGUCGAGUCGGCGCUCAACCGCUGGUUGGAGCCAUUCACACGACAUGUCGCCUCACUAAAAUUAUCCUCGACCCCCCACGCGGAGGCACUCCCUGUUGUCGUGGAGGAAAACGUAAAGCGACAAGUUGAGAAUCUUGCGAAGACGAUCACAAUUUCCGAGGCCUGGAACAAAGGAACCCGCAAAGGGCAGGACGUUUGGAUCCAUGGAUGGGUAUAUGAUCUGGCCACGGGCAAGCUAAAGGACCUCGAGAUAAGUCAAGGCCCACCUACAAAGCCGUCGACCAGCUUCCUGGAUUGA
Molecule: messenger RNA, 708 nt
Organism: Cyclocybe aegerita
Lineage: Eukaryota; Fungi; Basidiomycota; Agaricomycetes; Agaricales; Hemipholiotaceae
Source: the annotation of a GenBank genome assembly